AUGACAAUGGAGGUUGAAGUAAUUUCUCGAAAGUGUAUUAAACCCUCUUCUCCAACACCUCUUCACCUCAGAACUCAUAAGCUUUCUCUUUUGGAUCAAUAUGUUCCUCCUAUCUAUGUUCCUAUGGUCUUCUAUUAUCCUAAUCAAGACACAAACCUUUCUCCAAGCGACAUUAUCUCCCAAAGACUGCAACUUCUGAAGCAGUCUUUAUCAGAAACCUUAUCUCGCUUUUACCCAUUUGCUGGAAAGGUGAAAGACAGUCUUUCCAUCGACUGCAAUGAUGAGGGGAUUUAUUUUAUAGAGGCCCGAGUUCAAAAUCCUCUCACUGAAUUUCUGAAACAACCUGAUCUUUCGUUUAUCAAUAAAUUCCUUCCUUAUCAUCUCGAUUGGAGUGCAACACCAACAGAAGGAACUCACGUUGCUAUUGUACAAGUAACAACAUUUUCAUGCGGUGGUAUUGUCAUUGGCGUAUAUGUUUCACAUAUUAUCGCUGAUGGAACAGCUUUGAGCUCGUUUAUCAAGAGUUGGGCUGCUGCGGCUCGUCAGAGUAGUACUGAAGAAGCAGCAUUAGUAUGUCCUAAAUUUGAUGGUUCUUCUUUAUUUCCUCCAACUGAUGCAUACCCAACAGAAGCAACCAUGAUGGAUGCUGUAAUCCCAUUUUUCAGAACUGGCAAAUAUAUUACCAGGAGAUUUGUAUUUGAUGCUUCAGCAAUAGCCACCCUUAAGGCCAAGGCAAAAAGUUCAAGAGUACAAAACCCCACCUGCGUGGAGGUGGCAGUAAAUUUGCGUCGAAGAGCAAUGCCACCAUUGUCAGAAUAUUGCAUGGGAAAUUUCAUCUGGAGGGCAACAACAUUGUUCACAAACGGGGAAGCAGAGUUGGAAGGAUUGGUGUAUCUGCUGAGGGAAGCCAUAACAAAAGUUAAUAGUGAUUUUGUGAAGAGCCUAGAACUAGAAGGUAAAGAAGGGUUGACUAAGAUUUGUAACAUUGUGAAAGAUAUAAGUGGGGAGUGUAAUGAGGUGGAUUUUGUUGGGUUAAGCAGUUGGUGUAACCUUGGCUUGUAUGAGAUUGAUUUUGGAUGGGGAAAACCAACGUGGGUUAGCAACGUUGGUAUAACUAGUUCAAAGAGAGUGUUCAUGAAUAAUAUGAUAAUUCUACUGGAUCCAAAACUGAAGGAUGGGAUUGAAGCGUGGAUGACUAGUUUGGAUGAGGCAGACAUGGGUAUACUGGAAGUUGAUAAGGAACUGCUUGAAUAUGUUACGUUAGAUCCUAGUCCUCUAGGACUCUCGACUUAA
Molecule: messenger RNA, 1293 nt
Organism: Pistacia vera
Lineage: Eukaryota; Viridiplantae; Streptophyta; Magnoliopsida; Sapindales; Anacardiaceae
Product: stemmadenine O-acetyltransferase-like
Source: RefSeq, a predicted model, not a curated record